UCUUGACUAGAUUUCCAGCAACAGCUGGUUUAGCAGAAUGUAACGCGUCAACCAGUGUGACGAUUCAAAGUUGUGUUUAUGUGUUAUCUGCAACUUUCCAUGGGGUUUCUCUGGGCUGCGUAGCAGCUUCUUAAAAGGAGCACCAUGGCCAUGUGGAUACAGGCUCAACAGCUGCAGGGAGAAGCUUUACACCAGAUGCAGGCGCUGUAUGGCCAGCAUUUUCCCAUCGAAGUGCGGCACUACUUGGCCCAGUGGAUAGAGGGCCAACUUUGGAAUUCAGUAGAGUUGGAUAACCCAGCAGAGGAAACCAAAGCCAAGCGACUUCUGGAUAACCUGGUGGCGGAGCUCCAGAGGAAAGCACAGCUUCAGGGAGGGGAGGAUGGUUUUCUUCUCAAGAUCAAGCUGGGACACUAUGCAAAUCAACUAAAGAGCACAUAUGACCGCUGUCCUUUGGAGCUUGUGCGCUGCAUCAAACACAUCCUGCUCUCUGAGCAGCGGUUGGUUCAAGAAGCUUCAAAUGUGAGUUGUGCGAGUGGGGGGCAGGUCCUGGACAGCCUCUCCCAGCGGCAUCAGCAGAUCAACCAGUCCUUUGAGGAGCUCCGAUUAGCCACACAGGAGACUGAAAAUGAAUUGAGAAAGCUUCAGCACAGCCAGGAGUAUUUCAUCAUCCAGUACCAGGAAAACCUGCGUCUCCAGGCCCAGUUGAGCAAUUUGAGCUCCCUGCCUCCAGCAGAGCGCACCCAAAGGGAAACCACUCUCCAAAACAAGAGAGCUACUUUGGAGACCUGGCUGGCCAGAGAAGCAAGCACACUACAGAAAUACAGGCUUGACCUGUCAGAACAACACCAGAAAACCCUGGUCGUUCUUAGGAAACAACAGACUUUGAUCCUGGAUGAGGAGCUUAUCCAGUGGAAGAGGAGGCAGCAGCUAGCAGGCAAUGGGGGUCCUCAUGAGGGAGGACUCGAUAUCCUCCAGUCCUGGUGUGAGAAGCUGGCAGAUCUAAUCUGGACUAACAGGCAGCAAAUCCGACGCUGUGAACAUCUUACUCAACAACUUCCUCUGCCAGGCCCCAUGGAAGAUCUACUCAACAAACUCAAUGCUGACAUUACAGAUAUAAUCUCUGCCUUAGUCACUAGCACCUUCAUCAUUGAAAAGCAACCGCCCCAGGUGUUAAGGACCCAGACCAAGUUUGCAGCCACAGUGCGCCUUCUGGUGGCCGGGAAACUUAAUGUCCACAUGAAUCCACCUCAAGUCAAGGCUGUCAUUGUUAGUGAGCAACAGGCCAAAGCUCUACUCAAGAAUGAAAGCACACACAGUGAAAGUAGUGGGGAAAUCCUGAACAACAACUGUGUCAUGGAGUAUCACCAGGCCACAGGCACCCUCAGUGCACACUUCAGAAACAUGUCUCUAAAGCGGAUCAAGCGUUCGGACCGCCGAGGAGCAGAGUCAGUGACGGAGGAAAAGUUCACUGUUCUGUUUGAGUCACAGUUCAGCAUUGGAGGCAAUGAGUUGGUCUUUAAUGUCAAAACUUUAUCACUACCUGUCGUAGUGAUAGUUCAUGGUAGUCAGGACAACAAUGCCACAGCAACAGUACUAUGGGACAACGCUUUUGCUGAACCAGGCAGGGUUCCAUUUGUCGUGCCAGACAAAGUUCUAUGGACCCAACUUUGUGAGGCGCUUGAUAUGAAGUACAAAGCAGAAAUGCAUAGUGAACAUGGGCUGUCAGAGGAUAAUCUGGUCUUCUUGGCGCAGAAAGCUUUCACAAGUACAAGUAAUAAUGCAGAAGAAUUCCGCAACAUGACCAUAUCAUGGGCCCAGUUUAACAGGGAAAGCUUACCUGGACGUAACUUCACCUUCUGGCAGUGGUUCGAUGGUGUUAUGGAACUCAUGAAGAAACAUCUCAAGCCUCAUUGGAAUGAUAGGGCCAUCCUGGGUUUUGUUAACAAGCAACAGGCACAGGACAUGCUAAUGUCCAAACCUAACGGCACAUUCCUGCUAAGAUUCAGCGACUCUGAGAUUGGCGGUAUCACCAUUGCUUGGGUGGCUGAGAACCCCAACAAACCAGCAGGUGAAAGGCUCGUAUGGAAUCUUUUGCCUUAUACAACCAAGGACUUCUCCAUUCGCUCCUUAGCUGACCGCAUCAGUGAUCUGAAUCAUCUUCUGUUUCUCUAUCCUGACCGGCUCAAAGAUGAGGUCUUUGCCAAGUACUACACGCCUCAACUAUCAAAAGCAGUGGAUGGUUACGUAAAACCACAGAUCAAACAAGUUGUGCCAGAAUUCACCACUCCCAACCCUGAACCAAGCGGAACAACUCCCAUCUUCAUGGACCAGACAUCUUCUCCCUCUGUUGUCAACCCCAACAAUUUUGCCGCCUUCCCCUCAAUGGCGGACACCAUGUUGGAUGCAGAGGCAGAAUUUGACCUGGAUGACACCAUGGAUGUGGCUCGACAUGUGGAGGAGCUGCUCCGUAGGCCCAUGGCUAACCAAUGGAGUAGUCAGCAGUCCUGAAUGAGACACAUGCCAUCACUCAUGUGACCGUGUCACCAGAGACCCGCAAAAGGGACUUUAUAGACGGGACUUUGUGUAAAGAUAACAGUCAGGUAUUGAAUUGCCUUUUGUUUAUCCCCGUUUACACUGCACACCAAAUCAGAUUUUUUUUUUGCCCUCAAUGACACAGAUCUGAUUUUUUUUUGCCAGUCUAAACGCUCCAAAGUGCUUCAAAUCUGAUCUUUUUGCACCAGGAGGUAGUCCAAAUCCAAUUGGAAGCUGAUCUUUUUAAAUAUGACUUCAGUCUAAACGCAAUGACCCGUAUGUGACUUUUUCAUCAGCUUUGUGCGAGCUAUGUCAUUCGUGUGAGCAGGGAAAGACAGAGCCUGCCAGCGGAAGUGGAUAUUUCAUCACAACAUCCGGUUACGGAGAGCUUUUUUCGACGGCUGAAUUUUCGGUGCAUCACUAGUGAAUAGUGUGAAAAUAAUAGGCUAAAUGUAAUAUAUGAAUAUGUAUUUUGAGUCCGAAGAAAUAGCGAUUAAAAAAAACAAAAAACGGAAUUGACACUGUGGCGUAAUUGCUUAUGUAACGCGUAAUUGCUUACAUGUUCCGUACAUUGCAUAAAUUGUUUACGUAAGUGUGUUGAAAAAUAAAGCUAACGUAGAUCCAAACUGAUGUCCGUGUUGCCUCUACUUCACAGCCAUAAAAGGAUUAGAACCCUCAAAAAUAUAUUACACUAUACCGUAUUUUCCGCACCAUAAGGCGCCCUGGGUUAUAAGCCGCGCCUUCAAUGAACGGCAUAUUUCAAAACUUUGUCCACCUUUCAGACGCCCCGUGUUAUAAGCCGCAUCUAACUGCGCUAAAGGAAUGUCAAAAAAACAGUCAGAUAGGUCAGUCAAACUUUAAUAAUAUAUUAAAAACCAGCGUGAUGUGGGCGCGCAUGGAGUCGUAUAUCAACAUGGACGGAGCUGCGUGAAAAAAGCCACCCGGCCUCUUCGCGUAAACUUAAACUUACCUUAACCACUCGCUCAUCUUUUCUUCAUCCAUCCCUUCGAGUUAGCUUUUAUGAUGACGCCGGCUGGAAAGGUCUCUUUUGGCAAGGUCUUCCUUUUGAAUAUCACCAUGGGUGGAAGUUUCUGGCCAUUAGCAUGGCAAGCUAGAACCACAGUGAAGGAUGACUUCUCAUUCCCUGUGGUGCGAAUAUUCACCGUACGUGCUCCCGUUGUAUCCACAGUGCGGUUCACAGGAAUAUCAAAAGUCAGUGGAACCUCGUCCGUCCAUGUUGAUAAUGUUCUCUGGCCGGAUCUUUUUUUCAGCUAUCUUGUUUUUACAAUAUGCACGGAAAGUAGCCAGCUUUUCUUGAAAGUCUUUAGGCAGUUGCUGUGAAAUAGUAAUCCGUGUGCGGAUGGAGAGAUUGCGUCUUUUCAUGAACCGGAUCCCUGUCGCUUAGUAGGAGCCAUUUUGUGGUCUUUACAGAUGUAAACACACAAAGGAAAUGAAACGUACGGUAAUAUCCGCGCGCUUUUUCUUCUUCUACGCGGGCGGGUGGUUGCUUACAGUAGAAGAAGAAGCGCUUCCUGUUCUAUGGGGGCGGGUGCUUACCUUGGCGGUUGCUUGCGUAGAAGAAGAAGCACUUCCUCUUCUACGGGGAAAAAAGAUGGCGGCUGUUUACCGUAGUUGCGAGACCGAAACUUUAUGAAAAUGAAUCUUAAUAUUUAUCCAUAUAUAAAGCGCACCGGGUUAUAAGGCGCACUGUCAGCUUUUGAGAAAAUGUGUGGUUUUUAGGUGCGCCUUAUAGUGCGGAAAAUACGGUAUAUGUUCAUUCACACAUUACAUUACUUACAUUUAUUUUCACAUAUGAUAACACUCAUUUUUAAGGUGUGGCGACUUUAUUUUAUUUUGUAGUAGUUCUAGCGACUUCCUUGUUCAUUCACAGAAUCCGGUCAACUUUCUUUGUUUACACUUCAGCGAACUGCGUCAAGGUCACGUUGGGGCCACAUUGGGGCCUGUGUGUUUUUAUACUGGAGUCUGAUAAAGAUCACAUUUUACUUACAGUGUAAACAAUCGGCUAGAAAAAAAUCUGAUUUAGAAAAAAUCUGAUUUGGGCCACUUUGGCCUGCAGUGUAAACGUUGUCUUAGUGUGUUUUAGUUUGUUUGUAUGGAUUAAAAAAUCUGAAACCUGUUGGCACUAUUUGAUGGCAGCCAAAAAUGUCUGGGUUUUUUUCAGAUAUAAAUCUUACUAAUACAAAAGAACAGGAUUAUAGAUACCCACAUCAACUUCAGUAUUAAUGUAAAGAAAAUACAUAAGCUCAUCUACCUUUUUCUUCAUGUUGUAAUUGUGUAUCGGUAAUGUUUUAAUGUGUUAGGGAUGCUCAUUUACCUGUACAAUUGUACAGGCAAUUGGGUAAACUGCAUGCAAUGUAUAUAGAAAGUAUAUCAAAAACAAACAUUUGGCAUUUUAAACUGCAAUUACAUAGAUACAACUGUUUUGUUUAAUAUGUUUGCCUAAAUGUAUUCCAUAGAAGUGAGGUGUGUACAGUAUACAGACAUGUGGUCAGGAGACUAGCAUUUCUGUCUGCCAAAGCAACCAUGUAUGGCCUUCUCUAGUGGUCAGUAGUUUUAGGGAACUUGUCUGUACUUAUCGUGUUUAGGCACUGCUUUAUGCCUUCUGAACAGUAAACAUACAAGAAAUGGCAAAUUAAAUGAUAACCUUACAGAAUUUAGCAACUUUAAGAUUAGCCAAUAGUUACUUUCCUUACUGAUGAUUUGGCAACAGUGUAUACCAAAAUAUUGCCAUAAAAGAAGAGACAAGUAUUGCCUUGGUCACACACCACUUAGUAUAGUGGGAAAGUUUGUAUGUAAACUUGUUUUUCACAGAGUGACCUGAUCGUUUGCCACAAGCAUGAACUUUUCACAACUAUUUUUACUGACCUUAAAUGUAAUAUGAGCUUGGAUGAAUGAACAAUAAGUGCAAUAAAAGUAUUUUUUUUACUCGUUACACUUAGACGUUGAGCGAAGUAAUACAAUCAUAGCGAUCGAAUUUCAACAACAAAAUUCUCACAUUUACACUGACACUGUGGCCUGCAGUGCAAAUUAUUUUCAGACAUUGGCUUCAUUGGACUGUCAAAAUCUGGCAUUUUGCCGUCUAAUACUAACCUAACCGUACCUAAACACAAGCAACUCUCUGUCGCACUCAAGGUAAUAAUUAACCUUUUGAUAGCAUUUCAAGGUCCAAGGGGCCUUUCCCUAUUUGUCAUUAUCAGAGCGUAUAAAUAUACACACGAGAAUGAAAUGCUGUUCUCAACUAGCGCUCCAGUGCAAAAACAAAUAAAAAUGAUAAAAACAUACAAUUUGGAUAUGUUAUGAAAUACAGCUCUGUCAGGCUAGCUAGUAUCUUCAUUAAUAUUAACAUUUACAGUUGCAGUACUUGUACGAACGUAACUAAAAUAAUCCAAAUAUAUACAUUUGGAAAGUUGUGUUGGUAUUAAUCCAUGCAGGUUCUGACCUUUUCCUUGCAUUUAACCACAGUGACUUACUCUUCACUAGAGGGAGACAAAGCACAAGAAACUGGACAAAUUACUGUACAGUAAAACAUUACUAGACUAACUCACUUUUCACUUUUAAAUCAAUAAUAUUAUAUUACAUAUUAUGGUAAUAAUGUCAGUAAAAUACCAGCCGCCUGUGAGAAAUGGAAAGGUUCUAUUGCCUUAAAGCCUAAAGCCCACGUCAGAAAACUACAAACAAGGUUUGGCGCCCCACUGAAAAAGAAGAGUCACAAGGAAUAGUUAACAUGGCAAAUGUAGAACUCCAAUAUGGAACACAUGUAUCAGACCACCACCCAUUGUUUAAAUUUACUGGUAUGGGGAAAAAAAAGAAAAAUGGUAAAUUACAUUUUUAGUCAUUAUUAUUUCUUCAUAAGACAUCAAAUUGUAGUUAUCUAAUUAAAUUUAUGAACAGAGUGAGCAUCUCAAACUAUUGAAAUUAUAUAUUUUGAAAUGUGUUUAUUUUAAAAAAUUGAAUUGUUUUAGUUUACUUGACAAAUAAAUAACCAGAACAUUUUUAGUUUUUAACAUAUUUGUAUUAUAUUUGUUCAAUAGAUGUUGGGUUUUUUUACACAGAUUUGUCCAGCACGAAACAAUGAUUGUGUAGCUCUUGUAUCCUUUAUUUUUCUGUAUUGGGCUUUUUUGGAGGAAAAAAAAAUCUGGAUACAGCUGCCUUACAGUGAGUUUCCAUAUGUGGUUACUUGCCUUGUUUACAUGACCCUUCUUAAAAAUAUUCAAUGCCUGUUACCAUGCUGCCUUUCUUAUCUUCAUCGUAGACUCAACAUGAGUUUUUUACCAGAUUUUUAACGACUAUACAUUGGGGAAAACAAGUAUUUGAUACCCAUGUGAAAUUUUAAUUGUAGAUUUAUUUUUACAGAAAGAUCACUCAUUUCCCCCAUUGUAUAAUAUGUUUCUCCCACCGGUGUUAUUUACUCUAUCUACUGUGAUUUUUGGAAAAGCAAGUUGCAGUGCUUACAGACCGCUGUACAUUGGAUUUCAUCACUCUGUCUUGACUGUCAUUACUUAACCUACCGUAUUUAUAAAUGGUUGAUUUAUAUAGGCUAGUAAGGUAAAGUUUUGUACCUGACAAGGAGCCUAUAUAAAUCAACCGUUUAUAAAUACACGUCAGUGGGCUAAAUGAACCUCUUCAACAUUCUUAACUUACAGUAUAGAGCCGCACCUACUACAUUUUAGAAGAACCUUUUUUUCCCCAUAUAUUAGCCGCACCAGACAAUAAGCUGCAGAUAAAUAUGUUGUGGAUUUAGUUAUAUACACAGACAUAUUCUGUAAAUGUUUAUUUACAUACCUUAAUUGUUUCCAAAUGGUGUUUGUAACACGGCAGUUAAACAAAUGAUCAAACAAAAGACGAGUCAUCGCCAUGGACCCAAUCAGCUAAACAGUCUCAAUAACUCCACGGUGACGUUUUGGUGAGGCUACUGAGGAAACAAUACAAAAAGAAUGCUAUUAGUUAAUAAUACUAACACAGACACUUGUAAACAUGUUACCAUAUUAGCUCAUGCUAACGACGCUAGUGUCAUUACAUUACGAUAUAAAUGCAUGAAAACACUCCGACAGACAUCACACAUGGGACGGCUUAGUAAGUAAGAAUUGUUUUAGUUAUAUUGUAAAACUUAAAAAUGUUAAUUGCAGUGAUGAGUGAAGAAUCCUUACGAGUAGAAACUAGGGAUGGCUGGAAGGCAAAAAGGCACUACCCCUAAAUGGAAAGACACUUGCAGUGAGCAAACUUGAUCAUAAGCUGGCGCCGUAGCACAAACGAUAAAACAUUUUCUAGGUGUAUUUGCUUGUUUUUUGGGGCUUUUUUAAAAAAAAUUUUUAAAUCCAUAAAUUAGCCGCACCGUCUUAUAAACUGCAGGGUUCAAAGUGUAAGAAAAGAGUAGCGGCUUACAGUCCGGAAUUUACAGAAAAUUUAAGGUAUUCUAUUAGAUGCCUUUCUUGUUGCUGCUUAAAUGCACUGCAGUAUUAAGGUAGAAGACGGGUACUUUGAUGAAGGUCAAGUAAGGAGAGUCAAGCAAGAAUGAAGUAUUUAUGGUCACCCUAAAUGUGAAUAAACGUGUUUAGUUUUUCGUUUUGUUUUGUUUUUAUUGUGGACCCUAAUCGUGCUUAUUGAAUGCAUAACAGUUGUCAAAAUAAAAACCGAUCGAUCUUUAUGGAGAAAAUGCAUAUGCCUCAUAAUGACAUUGUUUUAAGUGAACAAUUGUUGAUCUUUUGAUCGUGAAAUGAAAUGGAAACAUAUUCUGGGUUGUACUUACUAUGAUCUGGUCCUGCUUUUGGAAUUGCUAAGGGACAAGACUGUUCAGUACAGUCUAGGACUUUUAGAGACAUGCCAGUCAUCUAAGGCUCAACAAAAUAAUCUUCAAAAAACGGGGGGGGUCCAAAGUGCGGACCGGGUGCCAUUUGUGGCCUUUUUGGUCGUUGGUAUAUUCCUAAAAAUUAAAUAUAGUAAAGCCUUGUUUAUUGCGGUCAAUUGGUUCUGGACCUGACCGUGGUAAAUUUAUUUCACAAAGAAGGAAUUGUCAUUUUAAAAGUAAUAUUUUUAUAGCUAGAGCAUAAAAAAACCUAUUUACUACCUUCAAAAUACAAUUAACAGGACACAAUACCUAGACAUUAAAUAAUGCCCACAUGGUCACUUUUACACUCGUUAUAUCCAAUAUUGUAAAGCAUCCUGAGGCUGAGCCAAUUGGUGGCCAUGACACUGAACAGCAUUCUGAUUGGUUUGGUCUCAUCUAGUGGCCAGUACGGCUGUAAUAUUUAUAAUUUUAGUUCAUUUAGCCAUUUUUAUGCUUGAAAAUCAUUAGGUAAAAGUUUGGCCAAAAAAACGUAGAAUUUGCCCGAUAUGUCAAGGGACGACUGUUAGUAUACAUGAGAGAUAUUAUACUAAUAAUGCUUUGUCAGCUAUAACACAAUAGCUCAAUGUAAGUUUUUUUCAAAUAGCUUAGCAUAUAUAUUGACCUUAAAUGGAUUGAUUUUACUAACUUUGAAAGUCAAAAGGUAGUCCCUAAAUUUUUUUUGUAUGCAGCCCUCGGUCAAAAAAGUUUGGAUACCCCUAGUUUGAAGGAUGUGAAUUAAAAAUACACCGAAACCUCAAGGAAACAUGCUGUGACAAAAAGCCAAACCAGCCUCAAAUUAUUUUAACAUGGUAUACUAUAUUAACUGUACAUAAUGUCCUGUGGAUACACACUGUACAGUAGGGAAGGUAUUCAUAUGGCCCCAUUCCUGGGUGGAUCUUGUGUGAGAGGAAGGGUGGGGGGGGGCUUAAUCAUUGUUGCAAUGCAGUCUGCUGAAAAUGAUGGAAAGCACCACUCUACAUAGCAACUGAUGCUGUGGUCAAAGUUGAAAUUGCCACAAAACACAUUUUAGGAUAUUCAACACUCUCCUGCCAUCCCCCAAUUCAUCACUUUUCAUGUGUCAGGUUAACUGUGACAAAUAAGGCCAUAUGAAUCCCCUUCCUACUGUAAUUGUGCGAUUAUCAGUGAGGAAGCACUCAUGCUCACAUUAACAAUUACUUGGUGUUCUUGCUUGUGUCGACAUAUAAAAGUACAUGUCUUACAUGGGCUGCCCAAGUUCCUGCCGUUUGUACAGUCUGUAGCUUGCUUGUACAAAUUAUGCUUUAUUUUGUUUGAGUUUUGUGAAUAUGGGAAAUUAAAAGUAUUUUUUGCCA
Messenger RNA from Nerophis lumbriciformis (worm pipefish), 9708 nucleotides. Its product is annotated as signal transducer and activator of transcription 5B-like. Gene Ontology annotation, molecular function: DNA-binding transcription factor activity; DNA binding. NCBI's taxonomy places the organism in Eukaryota, Metazoa, Chordata, Actinopteri, Syngnathiformes, Syngnathidae. Gene Ontology annotation, biological process: signal transduction; regulation of DNA-templated transcription. The record is from RefSeq and is a predicted model, not a curated record.